UCGCCGCAACACCCAUCAAGUUUUCGGGCUGCCGCUCUGCGGCUAACCCCCUCGCCAAUCCGCGCCUUCGGGGUCUUCCACCCCCCACCUUAAAAGGAGGGGGAAGGGAGGCGUGCCGGCUUUGUCAGGCAGACGCCAGCUGGUGGGGUAGCUUUCGGAGGGGAGGACCGCACAAGGGCGGGGGAAAUGUUUCAACUGUCUCCCAGCAGCUACCGAUUCUCGUACCAGCCGUAGGAAGAAAUAAGCCGAUGAACCGUGAAUCCGCCGCUGCUCCCCUCCUUUACAAAUGAGCACGUGCUUUAUGUGGCCUUGCGCACGAGGAGAUCUGAGCCUCCGGGCCAUUUGGCCGAACGUUUUGCAGCCUUACAGCGAUAUGAUCGAGAGUCCCGUUACUCUCUCGAGAAAUGGUGUUUCCGCUUGCAUGCUUGAAGAUUGGGGUCGAAUACAGGUUUUAAUAAUUUUGGAACCUAAAAAAAGCAAAUCCUCCGGCUGGGGGAAAUCAACACGUGAACAAUCCGGGGCGAUCUGCAAAGGUAGCUGGCUGAAGGACUGGCAGGGCGUCCGCGGGGCUGCUACACGCAGAGGGACCGGCUCGGGCUCUGCUCUGCCCGCUGCUUCUCUGCCACCAUCACAAGGAUCAAGUGCGUUACUCUUCCACCUCCUCCGCCUCCUCGUCCAUGCCAGCGGAGUGAUACCAGGACAAGAGCGCUCAAUAAACACAGCCGCAGCAGCUCCAGCUCCUCCAGGCCGUGAGGCAGUCCCGGGGACAAGGUGCAAAAUCCGGCCCGGACCUUUAGCCAGCAGGAACGGACACGACGAUCCCCACCUAAUUCCCCCUCCGGCGUCUACUCACGCUGUUUGUUACCUUGGGCGGAAAAUCAGCUCUGCCAGGACGGAACAAGAAAGGAUCCAAAGGGAAGCUGGCGAGGCAGUCAACUUUUGA
Messenger RNA from Ahaetulla prasina, 943 nucleotides. RefSeq lists its product as uncharacterized. The transcript is spliced from 2 exons. The coding region runs from base 287 to 943 and encodes 218 amino acids. NCBI's taxonomy places the organism in Eukaryota, Metazoa, Chordata, Lepidosauria, Squamata, Colubridae. The record is from RefSeq and is a predicted model, not a curated record.